UCCGCGCGCUGGCAGGAAGUACAAGAGAGAGUGGCUGAAACAGGGACCAAACGCCCUUUAGUCACGUAUUAAACUUCUAUCUUUCAUUUUUUACGUUUAGCAUCGUCUUUAUCUGACGUUGAUUAUUUAAAAUCUCUAGUGCUCUUCUUCUACACAUUACAAAACGUCAUCGUCAGUGGGCAGAAAGUAGCUGACGUCAGUGCACUGCACGAGCGUUUUUUGUAACGUUUUUUGUUGUUGUUGUUGUUGUUGCUGCUGCUGCUGCUGCUGCUGCUGCUGCUGCUGGUUUUAACUUGGUAACUCGCACGCGAGCAGGAUUUCUGAGUAGAAACGUUCUAGCAUGAAUGGUUGAUUCCGGUUCCGUAUACUUUGCUAGCCCUGACAGCCGGUUGCUACUAUGCAUUUGGUGGGUCAGAAUGUACAGAAUCCAGAUGAAACAUGUUGCUUUCUGAGCCUUACUGGGAUCACCACAUCCCCCUGCCAAAACUGGGACCCUUACAUUCCCGAUUGGUCACUGCCUUUGUUGCCCUGAUUUGUUUCAUAAACAGCUAUGAUGGGGACUUUGUCUUUGAUGAUUCAGAAGCCAUCAUCAAUAACAAGGAUUUGAAUCCCGAUUCUCCUCUGAGUAACAUUUGGAAAAAUGACUUUUGGGGAAGUAACUUAAGUAGCAACUCCAGUCACAAAUCCUACCGGCCACUGACUGUCCUGACUUUCAGGAUAAACUACCUCUUGGCUGGUGGAUUGUAUCCAGUUGGCUUCCAUAUGCUCAACAUUACCCUCCACUGUCUUAUUUCUGUGUUUAUGGUUGAUGUGUUUGCAAUAUUAUUUGGCGGCCCAGCUCAAUGUGGAAGAGGGGUGAUACUCAAUCUCUCUCCAAAAGCUUCAUUCCUGGCUGCACUCUUCUUUGCUGCACACCCAGUUCACACAGAAAGCGUGGCUGGCAUUGUUGGCAGAGCAGAUUUAUUGUGUGCCCUAUUUUUUCAGCUCUCCUUUCUGGUUUACUGCAAAUCGUUUCAAGGUGGUGAUAAAAAGUUAUCUGUGUUGUGCAUAAUUGGCAGCAUUCUUCUGUGUGCUGUAGCUAUGCUCUGCAAGGAGCAAGGCAUCACAGUUUUGGGAGUGAAUGCUGCAUAUGAUAUUCUCUUUGUCUGUAAUCUGAACAUCUAUGAGCUUGGUCAAAGGCUGCUGUCCAGGAGAAAGUCAGCUGACAUUGGUGAGUUGGUGAGGAACGGUUUGCUUAUGAGGUUGGCUAUUCUCUUUCUUGUUGGGUCUUUUCUCUUAUAUGCAAGAUGGAGGAUCAUGGGAACUGGACCUCCAUCCUUUACAGAGGUCGAUAACCCAGCAUCCUUUGCUGAGAAUAUCCUGUUGAGGAUCGUGAACUAUAAUUACUACUACUCCUUGAAUGCCUGGUUGCUGCUGUGUCCCUGGUGGCUGUGUUUUGAUUGGUCAAUGGGCUGUGUGCCUCUGAUUAAAUCAGCGAGUGAUUGGAGGAUCAUCUGGCCUCUUGUACUGUGGUGCUGUCUGAUAGGCUUGGUAAGCCAAGCUCUGUGUUCGCAGGACAGCAAUACAAGAAGGACUCUGACUUUUGGCCUUGUACUGCUUAUAAUUCCAUUCGUACCAGCCAGUAAUCUGUUCUUCAGGGUGGGGUUUGUGAUAGCUGAACGGGUGCUGUAUCUCUCUUCUGCGGGCUACUGCCUCAUUCUGGCCUAUGCUGUGGGCUACUGUAGUUUGCAUUGGAGGAAACACAAGAGGCUGCUGAGAGCGGCUAUGUUGAUGCUGCUGUGUGUGAAUGUGGCUCGCUCUGCACAGCGCAGUCAACAGUGGAGAUCUGAAGAGAGUCUCUUCACCAGCGCCCUGUCUGUCUGUCCUCUCAAUGCCAAGGUGCAUUAUAAUGUUGGCAAGAACCUUGCUGACAGAGGCAACCAGAGUGCUGCAGUCAAAUACUACAGGGAGGCAGUAAGAUUUCACCCCAAGUACGUCCAUGCCAUGAACAAUCUUGGUAACAUAUUAAAGGAAAGAAAUGAGUUGCAGGAAGCUGAAGGGCUCCUGUCAGCUGCAGUUUAUAUACAGCCUGAUUUUGCUGCUGCUUGGAUGAAUUUGGGUAUUGUGCAGAACAGUCUGAAAAAGUUUGAAGCAGCUGAACGGAGCUAUUGGAAUGCGAUUAAAUUUAGGAAGAAAUACCCAGACUGUUACUACAACUUGGGACGCCUGUAUGCAGACCUGAACCGCAGCGUGGAUGCUCUAAAUGCCUGGAAGAACGCCACCAUGCUGAAGCCUGACCAUAGCCUGGCGUGGAACAACAUGGUCAUACUGCUGGACAACACUGGAAACCUGGCUCAAGCUGAGCUGACUGGGAAGGAAGCCUUAAAGAUACUGCCAAAAGAUCACACCAUCUUGUUCUCUCUUGCCAAUGUACUGGGGAAACAGGAAAAAUACAAGGAGUCGGAAGGUUUCUUUCUUAACGCUUUGAAGAUCAACUCAAAUGUUGCCAGUUGCCAUGGCAAUCUUGCUGUUCUUUAUCACCGGUGGGGAAAACUACAGUUAGCAAAGAAGCACUACGAACUGUCUCUUCGGCUGGACCCCAAUGCUCCAGGGACCAAGGAAAACUACAACAUGCUAAAACGCAAACUAGAGCAGCAGCACAAGACUGUUUGAUAACACUGUUUUUGAUAUCUGCAUGCCACAAAACUAUUUGUAUGGUCACUUCAUUACUAAAUUAAAAUUCAUCUUAUUAAUGUUCACCUUUGUAUUUUAUGAAUAUACAAUGAUCACAUGGUUGAAACGCGGCGCUUUGAUUCUAGCCACAUUAUGGUCUUUUAAAAGUAUACUCUAGUUCACCCCAACAUUUUUUUUUUUUUUUUUUUUGUAAGUCAUACGGGUUUGGAACAACAUGAGUACAUAAUAAUAAUUUAAAAAAAUGUGGGUGUGAAAUUUCCCUUUAAGGUCAAGACUGUGGUUUCUUGAGCGACUCAAAUGAUUUUGUCACGUGUAACUGUAGUCUCAAGACAUAUGGAACAAAUCCACUAUGUUAACUUUCAUCUUUGACCCCAUGUUAUGUCAGCUGGGUCUCUAUUUAUUAGUCUGCUACACUUUGUAAUUGCAAAGUAUGUUACCAUUGGCCAUCCACCAAGAAUGUAACCCACUGUGGACAUCUCGACAAACUGCAUUUUAAAAUGUUGAGUUACCAUGAGUGAGACAUCAGCAUCUGACAUUGCCAGGCAAAUGUUUUUUUGUUAUUAUGUUUGUUUGCACACCUUUCAUGGUAUCUCAGAUAAAGUACAUGUCUCAAAGACUGGAUCAUACCCAUUCGUUCUUCUGAAGUCUCUGUAGUUAAUGUUGGAAAGGUGUUUUUUUUUCCCCGAAUCUGUUCUGAUGCGCAGAAGAACAAAACAAAAAAAACAGUGAAGUGCAGAAUUGGAGCUUCAAAGGAGGUGGAACGCAGUCCCUAGGGGCAUCUCACACAUGCUGGCUGCUCUUGAAAUUUAGUGGGCCAAGCGAGGGCUGACCUCAGGACACAACCUCAGUCAAUAAGUCUCUUCCUUGGAUUAAAGUGCAUCAUGCUUCUAUUUUUCCACCUGCUCUCUACCCCCCCACCCCCAAGCCUUCAGGAUAUGGAUAUGACCGGGGUUGUUGGUUCUAAUGAUACCAUCCAUUACAGUGUAUUGAUAACAUAGAUAUACUGAUUCAGUGAUUAUGAGCAUGCUGUAGUAGAGAAGCAUUACUAGAGUCACCGUCUUUUUACUGCUGUUAUUUAAAUUAGUUUGAUUUGUUAGAUGGUUAAUCUUUAUAAUAAAAUUAAUAGUUUCAGUCUUGGUCAACACCGCAUUGUCCUCCUGAGACCCAAGCGCGACUGCUGUGUGCAUUUUCUAUUUAACUUUUUGAUUUGUAACUAGUAGCACCCAA
This is a messenger RNA of Xyrauchen texanus (razorback sucker), 3900 nucleotides long. Its product is annotated as protein O-mannosyl-transferase TMTC4-like. The coding region runs from base 439 to 2652 and encodes 737 amino acids. Gene Ontology annotation, cellular component: endoplasmic reticulum. The record is from RefSeq and is a predicted model, not a curated record. Gene Ontology annotation, biological process: protein O-linked glycosylation via mannose; endoplasmic reticulum unfolded protein response. Gene Ontology annotation, molecular function: mannosyltransferase activity; protein binding. The transcript is spliced from 18 exons. Lineage: Eukaryota; Metazoa; Chordata; Actinopteri; Cypriniformes; Catostomidae.